AUGGAGACUCAAUUGCCUGACCUGCCAGUUGCACGGAUCUUCUCCUUCCUGGACCCGUUCAGCUUGCUGCAGGUUUCCCAAGUGAACAAGUGUUGGAAUAGGAUUGCAGGCAGUGACCACCUGUGGAGAACACUGUAUCUGAAGAGAUGGGGCGUGUGCAACCUCACGUCUGAGAAGCUGGGCACGCAGACGUGGAAGCAGUUGUUCCUCCACCAAACAAAGGCAGAGCGUCAGAUGGCACUGGCACGACCAGAUGACUUUAUCUGCAGAGCAGUAACUGCGGACCUUGAAAUCUUUGAAGAGGUGGCUUAUCUCUCACGAAAUGACUUCACAGUGGAUGGACAAAAGAGGUCAAUUGUUUGUGUUGUGUCUUCGAAGUGCAUGUUUUAUACCUUGGAUGUGCAAGAGGGCGUCGUGCUGUGGUCGAGCCCAGCCCAGUGGUCCAGAAUCGAGUAUCUGGCAACAAUCCCUCAGAUGAAUCUCGCAAUCACUCUGGAUACCAAGGGGACUAUCAAAGUGUGGAAUUGUCAGGACAGGGAGGCUCUGGCUGUGUUUGCCAUGCCGCGGGCCUGUUCUUCCAUGGAAGCUUUUCUUUCAAAGGAUGGGCCAUUCCUAAUGGUUGGCGAUUCUGGAGGGGACAUCUACGCGUUUGCAUUGCCUGGGUUAAAGAAUAUUUCAAAAGUCAAUGCAUUUCAACAUAGUGUUAAUCUUCUACAUUGCUCUCCUGACAAGAAAUGGGUCUUUGCGUGUGGGAUACAUGAACACAUCUUGCCAAAGGUAUUUCUCGCAGAGAGCUUACUGAAGCCGUCGGAGGACAGCGUCCCCCUGUCUCUGGAGCUCCCGUGCACGUCGUGCUGCAGCGCCUGCUGGACCCCAAGGGCGGAAAGCAGGAUCACACUGAUGUUCCAGAGAGGCGCUGACAAGGCGAUGGGGUUCACCACCUUCGAUCUAGCAACCAAGAGCACUGAGGGCCACACGGUCAUCCGAGCGCAUCAGGUCGCAAAUUUCCAGCUGGCAGUUGGCGUGAGGAGUCCUCUGCAGAUGGCAGCCGCGGCUGAAGGCCUGAUCGUCUGCACGAGUGGGCUGUACCUGUUCCUCUUCACCAUCGACGGCCUCCAGCUGCAACAGCUGCAGCACCACCAGACGCUCAUCGUCAACCUGUGGGUGGAUUCGCUCCAUGUCCUCACUGCAUCCAUGGACGACUCUUUGCACGUGUACAUGUGGGAGGAGAAAGGCGGCUGUCCCUACCUCAAGAGCUGCUAUCACCUGGGACGCGGGCAGUAUUGUGAGCCGUGGCCGAUGCGGUAUAUCUGCAAGGCAAUAUGUGAUAAUGUGAGCAUAGUACACAUGGUGUCAAACUAUGCUAAAUUCAGCAAUGUGGUGAUGUAUUCUUUGCAUAUGUAAAAUGGAAACUAAUGGAAUUAACCUUGCAUCAUCUUCCUCAAUGUAGUAAAGAUAAUUGUGUUUGCAAGCCCAGAAUAUUUAUUUUAGUGACAUUAAGAAGUAUUGACUUAAUUAUCUACAGCGAAUUAGGCACUGUGACAGAGACCAUGGACAGGCUCCACGCAGAUACAGUGUGGAACAACUUAUCCUUUGUUCCUGCCAUCACAGUGAGUAUAGGGUACUAAGAAAGUAAAAUAUGAAUGGUCACACAAAUAUACAAUUCCAAACCAUUCAAGGGAAGCAUAUUAUGGGGGAAAAUUGAGAUUGUGAAUUUAG
Microcebus murinus (gray mouse lemur) is the source of this 1719-nucleotide messenger RNA. It is a transcript of the gene FBXW12, whose product is annotated as F-box and WD repeat domain containing 12. Gene Ontology annotation, cellular component: cytoplasm. NCBI's taxonomy places the organism in Eukaryota, Metazoa, Chordata, Mammalia, Primates, Cheirogaleidae. Gene Ontology annotation, molecular function: protein binding. The record is from RefSeq and is a predicted model, not a curated record.